Molecule: messenger RNA, 1647 nt
Organism: Sarcophilus harrisii (Tasmanian devil)
Lineage: Eukaryota; Metazoa; Chordata; Mammalia; Dasyuromorphia; Dasyuridae
Gene: CLEC19A
Product: C-type lectin domain containing 19A
Exons: 5
Coding region: 7-570 (187 amino acids)
Molecular function (GO): signaling receptor activity
Source: RefSeq, a predicted model, not a curated record
GGGAAGAUGAUGAGGUGGGAGCUAUGGGCUUCUGCUGUCUCUUUGGUUUUCCUCCCUAUCCAAGCAUUUCCGCAGACAGAUAUUAAAAUCAGCCCAGUCUUGCCAGAGAUGAUUCAGACCUAUCCAUGUCCUCUGUUCUGGAUGGAGUAUGAAGGUUACUGCUAUAGAUUCUUCCCACUUAAUAAGACCUGGGCUGAGGCUGACCUUUACUGUGCAGAGUUCUCCAUUGGAACAAAAUCAGCCAAACUGGCUUCCAUUCACAGUUGGGAGGAGAAUGUCUUUGUACAUGAUCUUGUAAACAGCUGUGUGCCAGGGAUACCAACAGACAUCUGGAUGGGACUUCAUGACAGGAGACAGGAAGGUCAGUUUGAAUGGACAGAUGGCACAUCCUAUGACUACAACUACUGGGAUGGAAACCAGCCAGAUGAUGGCAUCCAAUCUGCCCUUGAGGAGGAGGACUGUGUUCAGAUCUGGUACCGACAUAAUAGCGCCCUAAGAUCAUGGAAUGAUAAUGCCUGCAGCCAGAAAUUCCCAUUUGUGUGCAAGAUCCCAUCGAGGACAAUCAAUUGACCAACUCUUUUCUCCAGAAACGAUCUUAGACUCUAGUUCCUUCUUGUAGACGUGUCUGGUGCAAUAUUGAUGCUCUGUCCAAAUUAGACCAUUAGUGAAAGCAAUUCCCACAAACCUUAGCAACACACACAUACACACACACACCACAUCAUCAUCAUCAUCCCUGUGUACCUAAUCUUUCUAAUGGAAUCAAUCAGAUGUGGGACCCUAGCCAAAUAAUAUUUUUCCCCCUCAGUUUCUUCCUUUGUAAAAUGAGUAGACUGGUCCAGAUAAUAUGGAAGGGACCUUCCAGCACUGAAAUUCUCUAAUUUUCUCUCUUUCUAUGCCCAUUAAAGACUUGCUCCAAAUCUCUCUUCCCCCAAGCUGUGGUGGCUCCUGCUAGCAAAUGCAGAAUAGAAAAAAAACAGCCAAAGUUAAAGGGUGAGGAAUGAGUUGGGAAGGGAGAGCGAUGGCUAAAAACAACUCCACGUCUCCAUCUGGAGUUUGUAAAGUUGAAAAGGAGGACUCGUUAACCUUUUAGUCCAAUUAAAACAAUGACCCAAAAAGGUGUAGGGCUGACAGAAUCUGGAACACCUUCUGGCAGAGAGAGGAAUGGGGCAGCAGUGAUUUCUCAAGUGAACAAGGCUGUGUUUACUGCUGGAGUUUCAAUACUCGGAGGUUCAUUUGCAUACAUGGUGUAGGGAACAUUGCUUUGUUUCCCAUGAAGUGAGAAAGCUAAAUUGCAGAAAGUUGGAGAGAAAGUGUCUAUUAGGAGAACACUGGGAACUGAGAAGAGAAAUGCAAAAAUGCUGGAAACAGUGAACCGUACCAUCGGUCCCAUCUAGCCCAACCUUUCAUUUUACAGAGGAAGAAACUGAGGCAGGAGCUACAAAAUAAUGCUCCCAAUGUGGCACAACCUUCUGUCUCCUACUUUCAUGCCAUUCCUAUAUUAUCUAUCCUCCAUUUCUGAAGAAGCAAAUGGUGUCUACAAUCAUUUGUGGUUCUAUUGGGUAGGUUUUGUGUGGGAGGUGCUUUUGAAUUCUGUGAAGUCAUAAAAUUCCUAUGCUUGCUUAAAAAAUCUCUUAAAUAAAAUAAACA